UCCCCAUAGUAUUCCCCAAACAGCUGUACUAUCUACUUUCAAUAUUUAUAAUUUAUUCCCUAAUUUUCGUGUAAAUUAAUUAAAUUAAAUGUGGGUGAUUCGGUUUUAAAGCUAAUUAGUAAUGAAUUCAAUCGAUUGUGUCAGUGUAUUGCCAGAUGACGGAGAAGGAAGAAAAGGGAUCAAAGGGAACUGUCUUAACAAUAUUGUAUAUUGCCUUGAGAAAUAUCAAAUAACAAUAUUAGCUUCAGAGUAUGGUAUAGGGAAUCUUGACUUAAUUCAGUAUUUGGAAGAACUUGGUUGGAAUUCCAAGGGAGUUAUUGCUCUUGUAGAAUCACAUAAUCAUUCUUUUGCAUCAGUUGCCGAAAAAUACUGCUUUGGUAAAAAUACAGUGGAAGGUAGCUUCAAUGUUGUUAGUUUGACGGAGGAGUAUCUACUUAAAGAUCUAUUGAGCGACCCUUUACUUACAAACAUCGGUAUCAUCAUAAUGAAUGAGGCUCAGAAACGAAAUGUACUGACGGAUACCAUAUUAGCAGUGGUUAAAAAAAUUGUCAAAAAAAGGUCUACGCUUAAAUUGCUUCUGGUGUCAACCUCGAAUGAAGCUCAAUUUUUCGCUGAUUAUUUUGAUAAUCACAAGGAAAAGGGAAAAGGCGUUAAAAGUGUUAUUGUGUCCUUUGAAGAUAGCUUUGAUUCGAAGAAAAAUAACCAACAGGAUGUUUUAUAUCUUGAAACACCUUGUGCCGAUUACGUCAAGAAGACCAUUCAGACAAUAAUAAGCAUACAUAUGAAAAAACCCAUUGAUGGCGACAUAAUUGCGUAUAUGGCAGAGGAGGACGAUAUAAACGAUGCAAUGCAGUUGUUGAAGAAUAUCAUAGCUACAGAAGACCUAACAAACUUGAAUUAUUUUAAGAUAUCUCAAAUGAAAAACGAUCGACAAACUGUCUUCAUUCCAACUGCUAAAGGAAAGAGGAACGUAAUCUUCACUAUUGAAUUAUUACAAAAGUCUGUUACACAAGAUCGCAUCAACUAUGUCAUCGAUUGCGGUUUUAUGUGUAUAAAAUGGUAUGACCCUGCCCUCAACAGAGACCUCCGACUACUUGUGCCAGCUUGCAAGUAUACAUCUACUUUACGCGCUAAAUGGGGUAAUAAGUUUCGCAUGGCUAAAGUAUUCCGCCUAUAUACCAAAGAUAACUACCCUUCAUUACCGGACAGAACGGUUGUAGAGAUGCGUAGGACUCAGCUAUGCUUCGUAGUCUUAUAUCUGAAGGCUCUAGCUGUGGAGAACAUACUUCGCUUCGAUUUUCCAUCUCCUCCACCGGCAAAAAAUAUGUUUGCUUCUUUGGAAACAUUAUAUGUUUUAGGUGCCAUUAACGAAAGUGGAAAUCUUACAAACCCUUUGGGUUAUUUCCUAUCUGAGUCACCAUUUUCGCCAAACUUAAGUAGAUGUUUAUUUAAUUCCUCAGAAUUCGCAUGCUCCGGAGAAAUGUUGACUAUUGUCUGCAUGCUGCAGGUUGAACCAGUUUUUAUAGUUACCAACAAUAACAUGGCAGAUCGUCAUAAACAAAUAGCCAAACGUUCUUUUGAAGCAGCGGAAGGAGAUUUAAUAACGCUGCUUAAUAUCUAUAAUGCAUUUGUUGAAAACGCCAAAAGCAAAGAUUUCUGUCGUAAAUACUACUUAAACUACAACCAUAUCUUGCGAGCUCACAGGCUCAGGGAACAUCUUGCCGCCAGUCUGUUAAAUAAAUAUAAUAUAAGACUAAAUUCAAAUAAAUCGACGACUGAAAAUAUCCUACGUUGUGUAACUUCGGGAUAUUUUAUGAACAUUGCUUAUUUACAUCAUACCGGAAGUUAUAGGACAUUAAGAUGUGGAUCAGACGUGUACAUUGAUCGCGAUUCUUCUGUAUACACACUGCCACAACCAAAAUAUUUGACUUAUUGUGAACUGUAUGAUAAGGCAAAAAUAUUUAUGCGCAACAUAAGUGUCAUCAGUGAGGAUUGGUUGGAUGAGCUAGCCCCGCAUUAUUAUAAAAGAACGUCUAAGUAAAAUUUUAUUUUAUUUGCAUUAUGUAAUUCGAAGCCUUAUGAUGCCGAUAUGAACAAAUCACAUGAAACUACUCUUAUGUUUGAAAAAUAAAAUUUUAAAAAUGAAUAAACUAAAAAUCAAUACACUGAAAAAAA
Stomoxys calcitrans (stable fly) is the source of this 2175-nucleotide messenger RNA. RefSeq names its product ceramide phosphoethanolamine synthase (gene Cpes). The transcript is spliced from 6 exons. Lineage: Eukaryota; Metazoa; Arthropoda; Insecta; Diptera; Muscidae. Gene Ontology annotation, molecular function: RNA binding. The coding region runs from base 122 to 2041 and encodes 639 amino acids. The record is from RefSeq and is a predicted model, not a curated record. Gene Ontology annotation, cellular component: catalytic step 2 spliceosome; intracellular anatomical structure.